AUGCUCUCGAGGUCUCUCUUCAUACUGACGGCAUUGCUGCCAUUCCUUGUCAGUUGCCAGACUCCUGUAGAGAACAACGCCUUAGGUACCCCAAACCUCGUUCAUAAUGGAAGCUUCACCGAAGGAACUCCUGGAUGGUCGGUUCAACCAUCUGGUUCUAUUCGUAAUGGCAUGCUCUGCGUCAUUGUACCGGCCAACACUGCUGCCAAUGCGAGCUAUAUCCAGACCACACAGAACUUCACCCAGGUCAAGAACGACAUCUACUAUCUGAACUUUACCGCUUCGGCUACUCAUGCUACCAACCUUUGGAUACAGACAAAUGGCUAUGAUCCUUCUGCUGGUGGUGCUCCAGUCGACCCCAAUUUGAACACAACCCAAGUGCCUUUGACGACAUCUAUUGAGCCUUUCUCAUUCACUUUCUCCCCAGCCAACCAGGAGAACAACUCUACGUUGACAUUUUUCCUUGGUGGAAGCAAUUCCACAAACGAGAUUUGUCUCGGCGAUGUUACCUUGCACCGCAUCAACCGUCUACCGUACCUUCAAGACACUGGGAGAUCGAUCAAGAUCAAUCAACAUGGUUAUCUGCCAAAUGGCCCAAAGCGUGCUACCCUCGUCUCGCAGAGCAACUCGUCUCUGACGUGGCAUCUCCAGGACAAUAGCGGUGGAUCGGUCGUAUCUGGGCAGACUGUCCCAAUAGGCAAUGACACGGCAUCUGGCCUCAACGUCCAUACUAUUGAUUUCACCAACUACACCACCAGAGGCGCUGGCUUCCGUCUAAAAGUUACUGCUGACGAUAGCAGUUAUCCUAUUGUCAUAUCGGAUCAACUAUAUUCAACACUCCGGCAAGACUCCAUGCAGUUCUUCUACCAACAACGUAGCGGAAUUGCCAUCGAUGCCGAACUCGUUGGAUACCAAUAUGCUCGACCAGCUGGUCACAUUAAUGUUUUUCCUAACCAGGGCGAUGUCGUGACACCUUGUCAGUAUGAGUGGGAGUCGAAUGUCACAUACCUCGAACCAUGGACAUGCAACUAUACACUUGAUGCAUCGCAGGGAUGGUAUGAUGCUGGUGAUCAAGGCAAGUAUGUCGUCAACGGAGGAAUCUCUACCGCUCAAAUUUUGAUGGCCUACGAGCGAUCAUUGCACACGACCAACAGCUCAUCCAAACCGCUUGGCGACGGAUCGCUGAGGAUACCAGAACGUUCGAAUGGUUAUCCAGACUUUCUUGACGAAGCUCGCUGGGAAAUGGAAUUUAUGCUCAAGAUGCAGGUUCCUCAAAACUCACCACCACAGUUGUUCAACGGUUCAUACAUUGAUACGUCAGGGCUCGUCCACCACAAACUGCACGACAAUCAAUGGACACCAUUGCCAACACCUCCCAAUCUCGAUUCAAAGCGAAGAGAACUACACCGUCCGUCCACAGCUGCAACACUCAACAUGGUAGCUACAGCAGCAAUGAGCGCAAGACUCUGGGCUUCAUUCGAUGCUGCCUUUGCCAAGCGAUGCUUGAGUGCUGCUCGCAUAGGUUAUGCCGCCGCCAAAGCCAACCCUGCGAUCUACGCUCCAGGUACCGACUGGGAUCUCGGAGGUGGCGCAUACAGCGAUGAUGAUGUGAGAGACGAAUUCUACUGGGCAGCUGCUGAGAUGUACAUCACCACAUCCGAAGCCCAGUUCGAGAAGGACGUCAUGUCCAAUUACUAUUACACAGCUAACACAUCGACCCUGUUCCCCGAGGGUGGUUUCGGAUGGUCGUCUAUGCAGUCAAUUGCACAGAUGGACCUCGCCGCUGUGCCAAACAACAUCACUGGAAGGGAUGCCAUCAUCGAGUCUGUAAUGACAGGUGCUGAUCGAUAUAUGGCUAUUCAGAAGACACAGCCUACAGAUGUGUUCAUAACCUCAUACCCUUGGGGCAGUAACAGUAACCAGCUGAACUGCAUUCAAGUCGUCGCAACCGCCUACGACAUCUCGCGAAACAGCUCUUACCGCACCUCGGCCCUGUCAGGCAUGGACUACAUCUUCGGUCGCAAUGCUCUCUCCCAGUCAUACGUUCAUGACUACGGCACGAAGACUUCGAGCAACAUGCAUUCUCGACUUUAUGCGGCUGAGCUCAGUCGUCUUAUCAUACAAGAUCCAAUCGUGCCACCUCCACCCAAGGGUGCACUGGCCGGUGGUGCGAACGAGAGUCCUGCUGAUCCGCCUGCUGAUGAUGUUUUGAAGGGUUGCGUAGGACAGUUGUGCUACGUAGAUGAUGUGAACAGUUAUAGUACGAAUGAGGUAGCCGUAAACUGGGGAAGUGCUUUGGCUUGGGUUGCUAGUUGGGCGGCUGAUCAGUAG
Messenger RNA from Aureobasidium uvarum, 2331 nucleotides. The record is from the annotation of a GenBank genome assembly. NCBI's taxonomy places the organism in Eukaryota, Fungi, Ascomycota, Dothideomycetes, Dothideales, Saccotheciaceae.